This is a messenger RNA of Myripristis murdjan (pinecone soldierfish), 1795 nucleotides long. RefSeq names its product selenocysteine lyase (gene scly). NCBI's taxonomy places the organism in Eukaryota, Metazoa, Chordata, Actinopteri, Holocentriformes, Holocentridae. The coding region runs from base 114 to 1445 and encodes 443 amino acids. The record is from RefSeq and is a predicted model, not a curated record. The transcript has 13 exons.
CUGGCAACCCCGUGAAGCCUGCCAUCAUCCCGGUCUUAACAACUGACUAGCUGAUGAUUACCACCAAUAGUUGAUAUAUUCCCGGCGCCUUCGCAUCACUUUACAAGGUUAUCAUGGCUCAGCAGCCUGAUGAUACUGUCUCUGUGAAGGGCCACAGCUUUGAUAGCCACACCUUUCAUCACCACUCAGAGGAGAGUCUAGACAGGAUCUACAUGGACUACAAUGCCACCACACCUCUGGAACCAGAAGUGAUCAGCGCAAUUUCUGAAGCCCUAAAGGAAGCAUGGGGAAACCCGAGUAGCAACUACAUAGCAGGUGCCAAAGCCAAGGUGAUCAUUAAUCAGUCCAGAGAAAAUGUGGCAAGAAUGGUUGGAGGUAAAGCAGAGGACAUCAUUUUCACCUCAGGUGGAACCGAGGCCAAUAACCUGGUGUUUCACACGGCUGUGGAGCACUUCAGGAGGAGCUGCAGCGCUACAGAACAAAAUGAGGACAAGAGGCAUUGCCAAAAUGGAAGCGAUAGCCUUCCUCACAUCAUCGUUUCUAAUGUGGAGCAUGACUCGGUCAAACUAACAGCUGAACGCCUGCAGCAAGAAGGCAAGGCAGUUGUGACAUUUGUUCCUGUUUCCAAGGUGACAGCCCGUGUGGAGGUGGAGGAUAUCAUUGCUGCAGUGCGGCCCACCACUUGCCUUGUCUCCAUAAUGCUUGCCAAUAAUGAGACAGGAGUCCUCAUGCCAGUCCAAGAGAUCUGCCAGAGAAUAAAAUCUCUCAACAAGCAGCAUCAGCAGUGCAGGAUCCUCCUCCACACUGAUGCUGCCCAGGCUUUGGGGAAAAUACCAGUAGAUGCCUGUGACCUGGGAGUGGAUUACCUAACCAUUGUUGGACACAAGUUCUAUGCCCCGCGGAUUGGUGCCUUAUAUGUGAAUGGUCCUGGGACAAGAACGCCGUUAUAUCCGAUGCUGUUUGGAGGAGGACAAGAGAGGAACUUCAGACCGGGCACUGAGAACACACCAAUGAUUGCUGGUUUGGGAAAGGCUGCAGAGCUAGUGAUGUCCAAUCUGUCAGAUUAUCAAAGUCACAUGCAAACUACCAGACUUUACUUGGAAGAACGGCUAAGGGCUGUCUUUAGGGAGAAGAUCCACUUCAACAGCCAUUUCCCCAGCUCUGAUAUCCUUCCCAACACAUGUAACGUGUCCAUUCUGGGUCCAAGAUUACAAGGCCGGAAGGUAUUGUCCAAAUGUAUGAGGUUGUUGGCCAGUGUUGGUGCCACGUGCCACUCAGACAGUGGGGACAGGCCUUCCCAUAUCCUUCUGAGCUGUGGCAUACCUGCAGAGGUAGCAGCUAAUGCCUUGCGGCUGAGUGUGGGUCGGUAUACAUCAAAAGCAGAUGUGGAUACUGUGGUGGAGGACCUAAGGAACACGGUGCAACUGCUGGAAGAAAUGGACUGAUGGCCUUUUUGUACAUAAACUACCAUUUGGGGUUAAAAAAAAAAAAUGGAUGUAGACAAUCAAGACUGCACCAUGUGUGCUUAAUGUACAUAAUGAAAAGCAAUGUAAUAUUUUCCAUAAUUUCAUCAUGUAAAAUGAAUUAAAUGAUUAAAUGUUUGACAUAAAUAAUACAAAGGGAAAAAACUGACUUGAGGAGUGAUGGUUAUGGAGGGAUGGAUUGAUUUACUCAGUUGAAUGACCAUCAGCUUCCAUGACAAUGUCAUAUGAGUAGCUAAUCAGCUAAUCGUCUCUUCUGGUAAUGGGGAGACGCAAAUGUGUUAUUGAAAUAAAAUAUUUAUAAACACUUAAAA